Molecule: messenger RNA, 3762 nt
Organism: Brassica rapa (field mustard)
Lineage: Eukaryota; Viridiplantae; Streptophyta; Magnoliopsida; Brassicales; Brassicaceae
Molecular function (GO): calmodulin binding
Source: RefSeq, a predicted model, not a curated record
UUAAAAAUAUUUUAAAUUUUUAUUAAGAUUUUGUUAGAUUUUUUUCAAUAUAUUUUGUUAUAAGUAAAAAUAAAAUUUAAAUUUACAGUUAAAAUUUAUUUAUUAAUAUCUAUAUAUUUUAUAAGAUUUUUUAGAAAUGUUAUAUAUUAAAUAGAUUAAUUUAAAUAAUCAAAUAUAUGUAAUUGAUGAAAUAAACCUAGUAUGAUUUUAUGGUAUUUCUUUUAAUAAAGAAGAUAUAGAAUAUAAUUAUAAAAUUUGAAAAAUUACAUACACUUUUAUUUUAUUUUGUUUUAUGAUAAAGUAUUAUUUAAAGUAAUGUACAAUAGUAUAUAUUAUUAAUUACGAAAUUAAUCAAUGAUAUUAAUUUAAAUAAAAUAUUUUAAAUUUUUAGAAAGUUUUUGUCAGAUUUUUUAUCAACAUUUUGUUAUAACUAAAAAUAAAAUUUAAAUUUACAGUUAAAAUUUAUUUAGUAUUAAUAUAUUUAUAUAUUUAAUAGAUUAAUGUAAAUAAUUAAAUAAAUGUAUUAAUGAAAUGGAUCUAAUAAAGCUAGUAUGACUUUUUUUAUGGUAGAUUAAAAUGGUACUUCUUUUUUAAUAGAGAAUAUGGUUAUUAAUAUUUAUGAUAUUUUUUUAUAUUUUCUUCCUCCGUUCCGAGAGAUGAAAUGUUGCAUAUUAAUAAGAACUUCAACCAAACAACAAAAAAAUAAAGUUUUCAACUGAUAAUUUAACAAGAUUUUUUGUAAUUUUUAAGAAGUUGUAAAUUGUACCAAAAUUGUUUUUGUACCACACAUUUUAUGAUUUAGCACUUUUGUUAAAUCUUGAGAUCUCGUAACAAUUACAAAGAAUUGUUUCAUCUCGUAAGACAUAUAGAUUCCUCAUGUUAUCCUUUGAGAAUAAGUACAGAUGGUUAUUAAUAUUUAUGAUAUUUUUAUAUAUUUUCCUCCUCUGUUCCACUGGUUCCAAGAGAUAAAAUGUUGCAUAUUAAUAAGAACUUCAACCAAACAACAAGAAAAUAAAGUUUUUCUUUGUAUUGGAGAUCGAAGAUUCAACUAUAAGAUAUAUAUAUAUAUAUAUAUUAUUUUUUUGUAAGUUCAUAUAAUAAUCAGUAACAACUAACAAAUUAUAUAAGAUAUAUUUGAUAUAAAUUUCAUAAAAUCUAUACAAAAUAUUUAUUAAAUCUAGUAUUUUCUGUUAAAAAAUUCUCAACUCUUAAAUUUUUUAAAACCAUCAAAAUCCACAUAAAUUCUGCGGCCAAUAACCCUUUUAAAUUGUCAAUUUCCUCUGUGCCAAGAUACAAUAAUAAUUUCCUUUCACUUGGGAUCUACUAUAUUGGAGUUAAAUUCAUGCAUUUUCUCAUUAUUUGAUGGGAAUAUAUAGAGAUUAAUGAUACUCAGAUUUUUAUUGAAACCAUCAAAUCCAGUUAUCAGUUAUAUAAUAAAUUUAAAAUUAGACAGAAAACAUCAAUUAUUAAUUUGACCUUAAGUAACUUAAGCAAGAAAUUAACACAAAAAAAACUUAAUUAUAUGCUUCAUGUGUGUGUUUUCUUUUCCUUAAUAACCAAAUCUCUCUUUUCUUAUUUCAUCAAUCUGUUUCCAUAUAAAAAGAAAAUAUAAUCUCGUCUAGGAAGACAAUCUUUUGGUACAUAUAUUAUUUUUUCUCUUCAUCUUCUGCCGAUUUCUUUGUCUUCUUAUUUUAAUUUCUCAGAGAAUUCUAAGUUAUAGUUUCUCUAGCAACAAUCCAAAGAUUCUGUGAUGAUGGCUGUGGAGAAUAGCUCAGAGAUCAAAAACUGUGCAAUGGCUGAAGAGAAUAAUACUUCAGAGGUCAAAGAGAUUGAUACAAAUCCUAAGGAGAUGAUGAUGUCUGAAGAAGGUUCUGUAAGAAGAGUAAUUGUCAAGGAUGUGGGAAACGUGGAAGAUGUAGCAUUGAAGGAUCAAGAAGAGUGUGUAUCAAAGACUAAAGAAGUGCCUAAGCCACCAAGUGUGAGCUUGAGACGUCAUUCAACUGGAGCGAUAGGUACACUAGGAGGAGGUAAACUGGAGGUUAAGUCCCGUUACCGCGGGAAUCAUCAUGUGCCCUCAACUCAUGAUCUCUGUAAACACGGGAAGGCCCAUGAUCAUCGUGAUGAUGCGGUGAAACCAUGGAAGGUGGUGAGGAGAAGAGCAAGUGUUGAAGGCUCGGAGGCGGAUAAAGUUGAGACUACUUCAGGUUUGAGAAGGAUGUCAUUGGGAAGUACCAAACCUGAGAGUUCUGCGGUUGCAAAGAGAGAUGCAUUGGCUGUGAAGAAAAAAACAUGUGCUUCUGUGAACUCAGAAACAUCUAGCGUUAAAGGAGGUAGCGAGAUGGCGAGAUCUGUUGAUGGUUUAAGCGUUAGAAGCAAUGAUAAACCUCGGAAGCAGAACAAGGGAACCGAGAGUACUGUGACUGGUGGUGGUUCAUCUGUUGUUAAAAAGGUUGCUGGCUUAGGAAGUGAGAAGUCAAGUUGUAAGGUUUAUACUCCAAAGAAUAAAGAGAAGGCAAAGACUCAGACAAUAAGUGGUGAAGAUGUAAAAGAGAAGACUGUGUGUGUUGUCGAAGCUAGCGUCAAAGGUGUUCAGAGCGAGAAGAAAAACAUGAGAAGUAGACUAAAAAUCUUGGCUACUCCUACUAAACGUGGUUCCGCAUAUCAUACCUCUUUGACUAAGAGGAAAGUAAGUGGUGAUGCAGACCUUUUAGCAAAGAAGAUUAGGCCUACUAAGAAGACAGGUGUAAAGGUUACUCUAGGGAAGCAGCUGAGUUUCAAUAAAGGGAAGACUCUUGAACCAAAACUACUUGAGGAGCAAGAAACCCAAAGCGAAGGAAGGAAGAAGAAUCUGAAAGGUAUUGUUGGUGAGACUAAAAGCGUUUCUUGUGAAGGAAGUAAACGUGAGAAGGUUGUUCUGAGGCGUAGAAUGGUAGAAGGGAAGAAGAAAAGGAUGACACUGUUCAACAGUGUGAUUGAGGAGACAAUGAAUAAGUUGAUAAAGGUGAGGAAAACCACCAAAGUGAAAGCUCUUACUGGUGCUUUUGAAUUUGUAAUCUCUCUUCAGGACACUAAGACACCUCACAGCAAGGACGUGACAUCAGAGUCUAAGGUUUAAUCCUUUUGGUUCCAAACAGUGAAAACAAAACAUACCCAAGCACUUAUGUCUGUGCAUAUUUUUAAUUGGCUUGUUGCUGCUGUUCUUAAAAUUACAAAAUGACUUCUUCUUUUUUUUGUGCAAACAUCAAAAUGACUUAUUAAUGUAUUUUGACAAUAACUGAACUGAACAGGAAGUUGUAAAGCUUUCAAGUUUUAUCUCUACAAGAUUCUUUUACAAUACUCAAAAAUACAUUUUUUUUUUACAAUCAAGAUACAAUGAACGUUCAUGAUCUUAAUAGUAGUACUCAGGUAGGACUAAUCUCUUUUCUCGUGAUUAGAAGAACUUGAGGGCAUGCCUGUAUUUACCUUUGGAGUCUGAUCAGGCUGUUGUCUGUAGAUAGCUGCAGCCAUUUUGUUAUAUAGAUCCAUGUUCAUUGUCUGCAUUAACAUGACCAACAACAGUGAACUCUCAAGUUUUUUUAUUUCUCAAAUCAUUUUUCGAAAAAAAAAACAGUUAAAAAAUAAAGUAUCGGUAACUUAGGGGUAGUGCAAGAGGAUUAGUUCCCUUUUGCCCCGGGUUCAAACCAUCUUAAAGACAGAAAAAAUAUUCUUUAAAUCAGAAUAUCUAAAGACUAACUCCGGAGCCCACAACUUUCACCAUUAACC